UGUGUGUGUUUGUACAAUUUUCUCUCAUUAAAUUACCAAACUCACUCACUUUAUAUCUUCUCUCUCGUGAGCCUCAUCUCUCUUCAUUUCCUUCUAUGGCUUACUUUGCCGUUCAAUAAAAGCAAAACCUCUAAAGAUCUUAGCUUUUGCAGAUUCUGAAAAUGGGUUCGGUGAUUAAGCUUCUGGGGUUCUUCAUAUGGAUGUUCUUUAUGAGCUUCAGAGUCAAUAUCGUCUAUACACUGAACGAAGAAGGUGGACGUGAAGCUGCUUUGCAAGGCACUUUUUUUAUCAACGGGAAAUCUUCGAUUGGAAAUAUCGAUGAAGAUUUUGUCUGUGCCACUCUGGAUUGGUGGCCUCCUGAGAAAUGUGAUUAUGGAAGAUGUGCUUGGGGUCAUGCUUCUCUGCUCAAUCUGGACCUUAAUAACAAAAUUUUCUUGAACGCAGUAAAAGCAUUUUCGCCAUUGAAAAUAAGAUUAGGAGGCAGUUUACAAGACAAAGUCAUAUAUGAUACUCCAGAUAAUCGACUACCUUGUACUCAGUUUGUCAGAAAACCUUCUGAGAUGUUUGGUUUCACUCAAGGUUGCCUUCCAAUGGCCAGAUGGGAUGAGCUGAACAGCUUCUUCAAGAAAUCUGGGGCUAAGAUUAUAUUUGGAUUGAAUGCUCUACAAGGAAAGUCGUUAAAAUCAAAUCCUGCCAAAGGACCUUGGGAUUACACAAAUUCAGAAUCCUUUAUCCGAUACACUGUCAGCAAGAACUACACCAUUCAUGGCUGGGAGCUCGGCAAUGAAUUGAGUGGAAAUGGAGUGGGGAUAAGCAUCACCGCGGAUCAAUAUGCAUCUGACUUAGUUGCUUUAAGAGACAUAGUUCAAAGGACUUACAAAAAUAUCGAGCCUAAGCCACUGGUCAUUGCCCCUGGAGGUUUCUUUGAUGCAAAUUGGUUCAAAGAAUUUAUUACCAAAUCAGGCAAAUCUUUGGAUGUUGUCACCCACCACAUUUAUAACCUUGGUCCAGGAGUUGAUGAUCACCUUAUAGAGAAGAUUCUGAAUCCUUCAUAUCUUGAUGGAGAGGCUAAAACCUUCAGUGGCCUCAAAGAUGUACUGAAAAGCUCAGGGAGCUCUGCAACUGCAUGGGUUGGGGAAGCAGGAGGAGCUUACAAUAGUGGCCAUCAUCUUGUGUCUGAUUCAUUUGUGUACAGUUUCUGGUAUUUAGAUCAGAUGGGUAUGUCAGCUUCUUACAACACUAAAACUUACUGCAGACAAAGUUUGAUUGGAGGGAACUAUGGCUUACUCAAUACUACUAACUUCAUUCCUAAUCCAGAUUACUAUAGUGCUCUGCUAUGGCACCGACUCAUGGGAAGACAAGUACUGUCGACUAGCUUUUUAGGGACCAAAAGUAUUAGAGCUUAUGCACACUGCGCAAAGCAGUCUAAGGGGAUCACAAUACUACUAAUAAACUUGAAUAGCACUGCAGUUGAAGCUGAAGUGACCUUAAACAGCACAGCGAGUUUAUGGCACAGAAAGAGUAGUCAAGUUCAAGUUGAAAGAUCAAGAUUCAUUAAGAUGCGUCACAAUAAACAGAAUGGAGCAGCAAGAGAAGAGUACCAUCUGACAGCAAAAGAUGGGAAUAUACAGAGCCAAAGCAUGGUGCUAAAUGGCAACAUUCUUAGUAUAAAUGAAGAUGGGGAGAUUCCUGAAUUGAACCCUCUUUUUGUAAACACUUCAACACCAAUAAGGGUUGCUCCUUUCUCAAUUGUAUUUGCCCAUUUACCAUAUCUUCUUCUUCCUGCUUGCAACUAGCUGGUUAGCUACCGAGCUUGAUUGCUUUUUGGGGGGUUAUGGCUUUUGAGUGGAAACCAAGAAUUGGGUUCCUCCUGUAUUGCGCAAUGAUUCUAAUUAUGAGAUAGAAAUGCGUGGAAAAUAUCUUGUUUUUCAUUUUUAUCGGGGAAGAAUAAAGGCUUUAGUUUUAUUUUUUUUGUAUAUUUUUUAUUUGGAGUAAACUAUAGAGACUAGCCUGUUGAUUAUUUUGAAUGCCUCCCAGUGUAUGAUUUCAGUUCAUUCAGUUUCUGAUGCAUAUUUAAUUGAGUC
Molecule: messenger RNA, 2084 nt
Organism: Neltuma alba
Lineage: Eukaryota; Viridiplantae; Streptophyta; Magnoliopsida; Fabales; Fabaceae
Product: heparanase-like protein 3
Exons: 10
Coding region: 162-1796 (544 amino acids)
Cellular component (GO): plant-type cell wall; membrane
Molecular function (GO): beta-glucuronidase activity
Source: RefSeq, a predicted model, not a curated record